This is a messenger RNA of Phanerochaete carnosa HHB-10118-sp, 2125 nucleotides long. RefSeq lists its product as uncharacterized. The coding region runs from base 178 to 1884 and encodes 568 amino acids. The record is from RefSeq and is a predicted model, not a curated record. The transcript has 4 exons. Lineage: Eukaryota; Fungi; Basidiomycota; Agaricomycetes; Polyporales; Phanerochaetaceae.
CUCGUUCUCACCGCCGCCAACAGCGACAACGACAUCAGCGACGACUCCGACACGUCGAAACACCCAAGUACCGACCUGUAAGAGCGCAUAUCAACGGUCGAGUGACGCGGAGCACUCAUCACUCCUGGAGAUAGAGCACCACCUUGAGGGUAUUCGUACGCACGAAUAGCAUUCGCCAUGUCCGCCGCCAAUAGUGUUGAAGCUUCCCCGUUGCAAAGCCCAAUCUCCGGCAGUCCUACACUUUCCCGCAGACUCUCUGCGAGACGUGGCUCAGUCUCUGCAGCAGACCCCUGGGGGCAGCAUGCUGACGUCAACUUCAAACCAACGCGGUCGUCGUCUAGCAGGCUGACAAUCGUCCGAGUUCCCCAGCAAGACCAAGAAAGCGGCGGCCGCAGGCAUCGCCGCGAUGGAAGCAACACAUCGAUCAGCUCCACGUCUAGUGAGGGAAAGGCCGGGCGUCUGAGCUUUGCCUUCUCGUCGUUCACACCAAUCAAGGCAGGAGAAGGCGGAGGACGGUCUAGUCCGACUGGGUCUCCCAAGCUGCGCCCUUCGUCCCCCGGAGGUAUUGGGGGCCCCGGGCUCGUCAGGCGUCCCAGCGCAGGCAGUUCCGCAUUACCCCAAUAUACAAAACUCUCCCCCGAGCAGUUGGUUGAAUUGGCGCACAACUCCACACACCCAAAGCCUUCUGGACCUUUGGCCGGGUCAACCUCGGUCAACUUCACCCCACUUCCAGACGAUGUAUAUCUUCCUUUCAUUGACAGGCCAUCCGAGGUUACUUCUCUCAUCUCCACCUCUCCAACUGCAAAGCUCUUUGCCCUGCUGUCCCAGACGUUUCCUCCCGACGCACGUGCUCCAGCAAGUGCCGUACCCAACGCGAAAACCCCAAGCGUGGACAGUGACCCGAGACUAUGGAGCUACGCUGAAUUGGAGAACUGGCUCAAGAAGAUUCCGCGCGAAGAGAUUGACGAUGCAACAUGGGUCCACAGAGCAAGGCAAUGUAUCCGCCCCCGUAGUGAGCUUAUCUGGGAGCGUGCCAAGGGCGCUUUAGGCAUCCCACCAGAGCUCGACACCGAUGAGCUCUUGGAAGAGGAGAUCGAUCCGCUCGCAGCGUACAUUCCUUCAGCGCGUGCACCGAUCGCCAUUCCGCAAGGUAUUCCUCGCCUCGGUCUCAACUCCCAGAUGCUCGAUGCCGACGUCUUCGAGCCUGAUUCCCCGGUCGUCACGGGGUCCGUUUCCGGGUCUCAAACCUUCCCCCCGCCUUCACCCGUCGACUCUGAUACAGAGCUUUCCAUCGAGCCUGUGCUACCAGCUGCGCCCCCUCCGCCAAGCACCGUCGACCCCACCACUGGCGCGACCAUGACUUCGCUGCAUGAGUUGCGCGAGGAGGACGAGGAGGCUGCUGAGCAAGAAGGCGCGGGCGCCGGCGAUGCGGCGAAAUUCCCAGCGUCUCUUCCGUCCGACGUGCAGGGCUUGCGAAUCUCCUGUAGUGCUCAGCCGUCGGUGUCUCCCAUCCUCCUCCCUCAUGGCUUCAGCUCCUCGUCUGUCGGCUCGCUUGGACGCGGCGCGUCGAUCUCGCCCAGCCCGCGCCGACUGAGCGCUGCGUCCGACAAGGACAGCGUGUACGACGCACUCGCGGAACGUGGACCCGGGCAUCCGCUCUUCCCGAGCAGCUUCGCGCACCUGUCAAACGUGCCGACCCUGCGCUCGUCGCGCUCGUCCUCGCGGUCGAACAGCAUGUCUUUCGUACCCCCGCUCGUCGGCGGGCUGCGCCGCGAGAGCACCGGCGCCCAGAUGGCCGGUAGACGUCCCGACUGGGCCCGAGCGUACGACCCCAACAAGCACGACGAGGCCGUCACCGUGAGCAGCGUGAACCUGAACGAAUGAGGCGCUCGUGCGUCUUUCGACGGUUAAGGCUGGGUUAUUCGCAUGCUGCUACUUGGAGCACAAAGAGAAAAAGAGAACCUGGAUGGGAGACUGUCACCUCAUGAUGUUUCUUGAAUACACUUGUAUCAGAUCAACGAAACUUAAUGAACGCGUGCCUGCAUGUGGUUGCGACUCAUGCAGAAGCGGCUGUUUAGUGUCCACGAGGGAGGUUUACCGUGAGGAUACUCACGUGCCCAAUAGA